AUGGGUAGGGAGGACAAGGCUUCGUGGAAGUCCAAUUAUUUCACCAAAAUUAUUCAACUUUUGGAUGAGUAUCCCAAAUGUUUCAUCGUGGGCGCAGACAAUGUCGGUUCAACACAAAUGCAACAGAUCCGCAUCUCAUUGCGUGGGCACAGCAUUGUACUCAUGGGUAAAAACACCAUGAUGCGUAAAGCUAUCAAAGAUCACUUGGAAGCAAAUCCUGCACUUGAACAACUUUUACCCCACAUCAAGGGAAACGUUGGGUUUGUGUUCACUCGUGGAGAUCUUGUAGAGGUGCGUGACAAGCUGUUAGAGAACAAGGUUCGUGCCCCAGCAAGGCCUGGUGCAAUUGCUCCACUAGAGGUUAUCAUCCCAGCCCAUAACACUGGUUUGGGUCCCGAAAAGACUGCCUUCUUCCAGGCCCUCUCUAUCCCUACCAAGAUUUCCAAGGGUACCAUUGAAAUUAUCAAUGAUGUCCAUAUUUUAAAGCCGGGUGACAAGGUCGGUGCUUCUGAAGCUACUCUUCUUAACAUGUUGAACAUCUCUCCAUUUUCUUAUGGUCUUGUGGUUAAACAGGUCUAUGACUCUGGGACCAUCUUUGCUCCGUCUAUUCUGGACAUUAAGCCGGAGGAUCUCCGAGCCAAAUUCAUGGAAGGAGUCGCAAAUGUAGCUGCUGUUUCUUUAUCCAUUGGCUACCCGACUGUGGCAUCUGCACCACACUCUAUUGCUAAUGGAUUCAAGAACCUGCUUGCUAUUGCUGCAGUUACAGAUGUCGAGUUUAAAGAAGCCACAACUAUUAAAGAAUAUAUCAAGGACCCAAGUAAGUUCGCAGCUGCGGCCGUGGCGGCUGCCCCCGCCUCCGCUGCAGCUCCGGCUGACAAGAAAGAAGAAGCCAAGAAACCAGAAAAGGAGGAGUCUGAAAGUGACGACGACAUGGGCUUCGGUCUCUUUGACUAA
Leptosia nina is the source of this 954-nucleotide messenger RNA. The record is from the annotation of a GenBank genome assembly. NCBI's taxonomy places the organism in Eukaryota, Metazoa, Arthropoda, Insecta, Lepidoptera, Pieridae.